This is a messenger RNA of Penicillium canescens, 471 nucleotides long. RefSeq lists its product as uncharacterized. The record is from RefSeq and is a predicted model, not a curated record. The transcript has 4 exons. Lineage: Eukaryota; Fungi; Ascomycota; Eurotiomycetes; Eurotiales; Aspergillaceae. The coding region runs from base 1 to 471 and encodes 156 amino acids.
AUGCAGGACGUCAACAUCGCCCGAGUCACUAACACUUGGAUUCACUCGCCAAAGUGUCUAGCAACAUCGUUCCUCUUACAGUCAUCAAGGGUGCCGGCCACGAGUUCAUCCCCUCCCCCCCAGGGUGAGAACGCAACCACGGCCGAUUUCCACUCUAUCCGCACCAAGACCACCGACUCUCCCUCAUACUUUACCUCUGGAUUUUACAAGAUCGAGGCUGGGCCUGAACGACCCGCACACUACAAUUUCGAGGAAACUAAGUAUGUUCUGAGUGGUCAGAUUGAUAUUUUGGACGAGGCUACUGGUGUCACCCAUCACCUAGUCCCAGGGGACUUUGCUUUCUUCCACGUCGGAUCCAAGGUGAAAUUCUCCACCAAGUCCCAAGGCCUUGCCUUCUACGCCGUUACUCGGCCCAUUCGCAACCCUCAUCCUAACCUUAAAGGCCGUGAGGAGAAGAAGGCCCGCCUUUAA